This is a messenger RNA of Aspergillus ibericus CBS 121593, 1549 nucleotides long. RefSeq names its product cytochrome and DOMON domain-containing protein. The transcript is spliced from 2 exons. The coding region runs from base 146 to 1447 and encodes 433 amino acids. The record is from RefSeq and is a predicted model, not a curated record. Lineage: Eukaryota; Fungi; Ascomycota; Eurotiomycetes; Eurotiales; Aspergillaceae.
UCCUUUCUCUUGUACUGUUCGCGAAGUGGCUUGGGUCCGUUAUCUCCUCUCAUUUCCACAACAUCUACACUGAUCCGACGAUCAAUCGCCUAUCUUUCCUUUCGUUUCCCUGUUAGCCAUCUCAUACGAUCCUUAAUACCUUCCAAUGAAGUUAUCAAAAUUCAUUGCUGCAUCAGUGGGCGCAUUUGGCUUGGUGCGCUCAGGUUGCAGCCAAAUACUCAGCCAUAGGCCCUCUGAAGGUGCAGGUGUCUCCUACAGCAUAAAUGUACCUCAGAAUACGUCGCUGUCAGGGUCUGGUCCCAUCUUCCUUCAAUUGAAGGCUCCACCUGGUACCAAAUGGUUCGCCCUGGGUCAAGGGUCCCAGAUGACGGAUGGGAACAUGUUCAUUGUAUACUCAGCAUCCAUGCACAACGUCACCCUGUCCACUCGGAGAGCAACUGGUCAUGUAGAGCCGCUUUAUGACCCGAGUAUCCAAGCUCACCUUCUUGACGGGUCCGGCAUCCACAAUGGGGUGAUGACCGCCAACAUCCGUUGCGACAAUUGUACAACUUUGAUUGAUGGGGAGAGUGCACUAGGGAAUUCCAGUCCUUGGACGUGGGCAUUGACGCAUGGCCAUCCGCUGAUGUCCAGCAAUUUAUCUGAAAAGUUGUAUCAGCAUGACUGGCACGGUUCUUUCUCCUUGAAUUUGACCCAAGCUGUUGGUGGUAACAAUAGCAACCCGUUUAUCGUUCCGAUGCGGUCCUUGUUCGAAUCAUACGCCCACCAGCGGCAAGUCAGCGAUACCCUUCUUCACAAAAAGCGAAUCGCCCAUGGCGUGAUGACCUCAGUGGCCUUUGUUCUUCUUUUCCCUAACUUCGCCCUUCUUUUAUACAUUGUCCCGUCCCGUCGUACCGUCCCGUGGGUGCAUGCCCCUCUUCAGCUAUUUGCCGUGCUUUUGGCCUUGGCCGGGUUCGGGGUGGGGAUUUCUGUCUCCAAAGAUCUCCAGGAGAUCGGUGGUUACCAUCCGGUCAUCGGUUAUGUGGCGGUCGGUGGUGUUGUGCUCAUCCAGCCACUCCUGGGCAUUAUGCAGCAUCUGCAUUUCCGCAAGACGGGAACGAGUUCGCUGUAUGGCGUCUCCCACCGUUACCUAGGACGGUUUUUUGCUGCCCUGGGGGUCAUCAAUGGCGGAAUAGGCUUUCAUUAUGCCACCGCCAAAAACCCCGAUAUCCCGCGAGCUUCUCCGCUCGCUUAUGGCAUCAUAUGUGGAUCGAUGUUUGUUAUUUACGUCUCCGUCAUUCUUUGGAGAAGGUCAAAAUCGCAGGCGAAACCCUCGAAGGGUUACAGAUUGCCAUUCUUCGGAUCUCGACAAGAUAAACCAACUAUCGCCACGCUUGAUAACAGUAGCGACAAUACACUUUGCGCAACUGAUGAGGUUCAAGCGUCUCGGGAGAAGCCAUGGCUGUCAUGAAGGUUACACAGAAUAUCACGAUCGUUAAUAGCAUUUUGUACUACCAAGCGUACAUUAUCGUUGGGGUUUGCAUAUCCGGAGUUCGUCCUACAGCCUACUCAU